This is a messenger RNA of Pseudocercospora fijiensis CIRAD86, 771 nucleotides long. RefSeq lists its product as uncharacterized. The transcript has 3 exons. Lineage: Eukaryota; Fungi; Ascomycota; Dothideomycetes; Mycosphaerellales; Mycosphaerellaceae. The record is from RefSeq and is a predicted model, not a curated record. Bases 226 to 498 code for a protein of 90 amino acids.
GGUCGGAAGCACCUGUAUUCUAAAUUGUUAGCAACCAUUCGGAAGGACUCCAAUACACGACAUGUGCUGUAGCUAUUCCAAGCGCCAGUAGACCCUUCGAACUUCUGAACUGCGCAUAGUGCUUCUCACAUUGGCUCGACUGCCUGUGCUCCAUCUUCUAUUGCUGACCAAACCGCGAUGGUGAUACUCCUUCCGAGCGCCACCACCAAAAAUUGAUUGAGCCGCAUGGCAAUAUUCAGGGUCCAAAAGUUGGGGUUAGUGCGUCAUUCUGCCAUUCUGGCUAGUGCGAUCUGCGCCAAAGAAGCCCGAACGGCACGCUCAAAACGAUCGAUGAAAGGGACAGGCCGUCUGACGGUGCAUCGAGCCAAUCAGCGAAUCGCUUCUGCUGCAAAGACGGCGGUCGUGCUUGGUGGCUUCGUCACGCCCCGAAAAGCUGGUUGGUUGGUUGUGCGUGCGGGCGCGGGCGCGGGCCUCAGCUGGUCGCGGCUCUGGCGUUGACGCGCUAAGGAAUCGCUUGAAGCUCGAAAUGUGCCAGCCUCAUCACCACGGCAUCAUUCGCUGCAGAUCCGUCUGGGACGCUGACGCAGGGUCUCCGCUAUCUUUCGCUGUACUAUCGUGCCUCCCUUGUCAAUAUAGUAACCUGUGAACCACUUGCCUUCUGGGCCUCUAUUUGAGAGCAACACUGUCCAUAUCAACGAACCCCAGUCUACAACCUUUUCUUGUCACAAUGUCUGCCCAAACACAAUACAGCAACGCGUCAAAUGGCUACAU